Messenger RNA from Medioppia subpectinata, 858 nucleotides. NCBI's taxonomy places the organism in Eukaryota, Metazoa, Arthropoda, Arachnida, Sarcoptiformes, Oppiidae. The record is from the annotation of a GenBank genome assembly.
AUGAAGAAUACAGAGAAGACAACAGAGAUUUCAGACUCGUUUAAGAACCUGAGGCCCUACUUCAAAGACAACCUCUGCAGAAACGUGUUCAACGAAGAGCUCAACGAUUCCAAGAGUGAUAGUGAGGCGAAAGACGUGUGGAUUGCGUACAGUAAGUCAUGGGGUCGAGUGUUUGACUCUCUGGUCAACGAUAUUAGGCCAAAGAUAAUGACUUCGGGUGCGGGAGAUUCGCUCGGAUCUGAUGUAUCGUUGGACUGUCUGCUGGCACUCAUGGCCACCGUUUCGGGUCUUAAACAGCAAAAAGAUUGGGCCGUAAAAUUGUAUGACUCUUCGGGCCGACCAUUCAGUGAGGGCAGUCUCGACGGCACGAUCACAAACCUGGGCGCCUACGACCAGUGCCUGUCCAUCGAUUCGGACACAACAAUGACUGAACCAUUCGUGGGUCAGUACUGUGUCGUCAAAUACCAGUUGGCAUUACCGCCAAAACCCAAAAAGCUUACGCUGAGGACUAAACUUUUCAACUUCACGGGCACUCCAGUCGAGGGAACCUUCUUGGAGGAGUUCUCGCUGUCGUCGCACGCGUUUUACGAGCGCUACGGCCGGACAGGUAUAUGCAUACCAUCGGCCUGUAGUACACAUGACUUUCACUCGUUUCUUAAGAGAUUUAUAUCCGAAAGCCAUAUGAAUAUGACUAUCAAUGACUGUCACACCAGAGUAUUGCCUGAAUUGAAUCCAUUGCAACUCACGAUUGUUGUCAUCUUCGCUGUCGUCCUAUCGUUGAUGAUAUUAGCGACAAGUGUUGACCUAAUCAUCGCCUACACCAACGACAAGAACUACAUACCAUUCAUCAGCUUCGAG